Cuscuta campestris is the source of this 1373-nucleotide messenger RNA. The record is from the annotation of a GenBank genome assembly. NCBI's taxonomy places the organism in Eukaryota, Viridiplantae, Streptophyta, Magnoliopsida, Solanales, Convolvulaceae.
AAAUGGUUUGGAUAUUAUUGAUCCUCGUCUCAAGACGAAGAGAAUGACAUUGGUCCCGCCGGAAUCGGAAAAAGUUCAUUUUCCGGCGACUUUGACCGGCGGGCGGCGGCGGCGUGGCGUGGAAGAAAAGAAAAGAAGAAAUGGGGUCAAAUUGAAAAUUUUAAAAUAUAUAAAAUUCAAAUUUGGCCCUAAUGACCGGAAGUUAACCUAGAAACGGGCUAAUGGCUCAUUAGUGAAAGGAUUGUGUAACUUCAGGGAUUUUUGUGAAAGGAUUUGAAUUUCAGGCUAGGGGGACAGGACCACGUGCGCCCACGUGGGGGCACGAUGCUGAUAUGGUGCGAGGUGACUGGUUUCGUCCUUGAGCUGCCUUGUCGCCUUUCCUACCGGGGGGGAUCCGGCUGCGAAGGUUUUGUAUUCUUCAAAGCCCGUACCGGUAGGAAGUUCAUUUCCAAAGUCCCCCAGAGUAACCGGGGAUGGAAGGAAAAGUUUGUUUUCAUCAAGUUUCCCCCCUUCGUUACUCCUCUGGCCGGUCUGAAAUGGAACGACCAUCUCCUCGACCAAGAGUAUGCUGCACCGGCUUCCUCCCCAGACUUGGAAGCGAAUCUUGAAGUCCUUAUACGCGGGGAUCCUUUCUCUGGGAGGAUCUUUCAUUAUGGCAGCUGGGUUUGGAGGGUGGAGUCGGGUGGUGAGGGUACCUCGCAGGCCCAUGAAGCAGCGGGGCGCGGGGUACCCUCCCCGGGCAACACUGCAAAGGCUGAGGGCCAUAACCACGCAGAUAUGGAGUUCGAGGAGUUCGCCAUCCCCGACGACCAACCAGCGGGGGAGACCGGGGGCUCCCAAGCCAACACUGCCAGGACCUUCCCGGUCAAUCCAGAGACCGUGGAAAUCCUUGAUGAAGACGAGCCCCAAGACAACUGGUCUAAGGGGAAGGAGAAGGAGAAGACCGGUCGGCGAACGAAGAAGGUCGCCACCACGCACCCUUCUUAUGCUAAGAAGAGGGCAAGGCCGGAUUCUGAGCCGGCCGGUCAAACCAUCGAAGAGGCCUUCAUCAACCUGGGGCUGAGGCUGAAGGAGGCGGGGGAGAUUGGGCCGCACACAGUGGACCGGUUGGGGAUGAGUUCCCCUUCUGAAGUCGACUGGCUAAAGAAGGAGAAAGAAGAGAUGGCACUCAUCCUGAGGAGCCAGGCUGAUGAGCUGAUCCGAUUGUCUGGGCUGGCCGGGGCAAUGGAGACCGAGAUCUCCCAACUGAAGAAGGAGAAUGGCCGGCUCCUGGAUGAAGUCUCUGAAGCCAACAGGGAAGUAGCGGAGAAGGAAGAAACCUUCCCCGGGCGCGCAGUUGCCUGGGUGGAAUAGAAUAAGGCUGAAGCUGCCCG